This is a messenger RNA of Eutrema salsugineum, 904 nucleotides long. RefSeq lists its product as uncharacterized. NCBI's taxonomy places the organism in Eukaryota, Viridiplantae, Streptophyta, Magnoliopsida, Brassicales, Brassicaceae. Gene Ontology annotation, biological process: positive regulation of proteasomal ubiquitin-dependent protein catabolic process. Gene Ontology annotation, cellular component: Cul4-RING E3 ubiquitin ligase complex. The record is from RefSeq and is a predicted model, not a curated record. The coding region runs from base 115 to 600 and encodes 161 amino acids. The transcript is spliced from 6 exons.
ACGCAAUCGCUCGGUUUCUAUGUCUAUGUGCCUUAGCGAUCUCCUCUAUUCUCUUUUCUCCUCUCCUCUCUUACGCUUCGUCUUCCUUGGUUAAGGUUUAUCAGUGGUUUGGCAAUGGAGGCCUCAUCUUCUCGGUCUUCUGAUUCUUCUGAUCAGUCUGCUUCCAAAUUCCUUUCCGACCUUCCGUCUCGCGGUUUCUUGUCUUCAACCGUCGUCUCUUCAAAUCCGGGAAGCUUGCGGGUCUACAUUUGUGAACAUGACACAUCUCCCCCGGAAGGUCAAGAAAUCAAAACAAACCAGCAAAAUAUUCUAAUCAGAUCUCUCUUGCUAAAGAAGCUAAAAGGCGACUCGAAUUCCAAAGACGCCAAAGGAAGUGCGGAAGAUGGUCCUAAAAAGAGGGCUGCGAAUAGGGCUCUGGACGACAGAAGCUCAGCUAAAAGAGCUGCUAAUGUAUCUAGACAAGGAUCGAGCAGCCGCUCAGGGGAAAGAGACUUUCAGUCUUUGACUGUCGAAAAGCUCCGUGCCCUUCUCAAGGAGAGAGGCCUUCCGACGAAAGGAAGAAAGGAUGAGCUCAUUGCGCGUCUGAAGAAUGCCAAUUGAAGAUAGAGAAAUCCAAGAUUGAGAAAACGCUCAGGUGAAUAUAUGUAUCUUUAGAGGUUUUCGGAUAGGCAAGAAGGUGAAGAAACUUAUUGUUGUUCUUUUGAUCUCUUCUGGGGAACUGGUUAUCAGGCAUUAGGGUGUACUAAAUUAUGAAACUGGUUUUUCAUUAAAGAUUUAGCGACAUUUGUAAUAUGUAAACUCAUCAUGUGUAAGGGGUUUUAGAUCGAGUUUACAUGGAUUUCAUCUUUUGAUCUCUGAACCGAUCCAAACCACAGUCGUAGUAAAAAAAACAAAUCUGUUAAAG